CAACAGGAGUAUCACUUAGGUUUCACGCAUGUGCGGAGCGAGUCGUGCGCUUCCGUUUGAAUUGACGUUCGCGAUGGCAGAGCUUCAUAAACGUCGACGUGAGCUCGGCCACAGAAAGUUGUCACCUGAAGGAGCAUCCUCCAAAACCCAAACAGCCAGCUCCAGUGACAGCAACUCGGUAUUUCUGAAACUACUGGCUGCUGGAUUUUAUGGAGUCAGUUCAUUUCUCAUCGUUGUUGUCAACAAAAGCGUCCUCACCAGCUACAGAUUUCCUUCAUCAACAUGUGUUGGAAUCGGCCAAAUGCUGGCUACAAUUGUAGUCCUGAGGAUCGGGAAGGUGUUGGGUGUGAUCUCUUUUCCAGAUAUGGACUUGAGUAUACCACGCAAGAUGUUUCCACUGCCUCUGCUGUAUGUCGGGAAUCAAAUAUCAGGGCUGUUUGGGACACAGCGGCUCAAUUUGCCCAUGUUUACAGUUUUAAGGAGGUUCAGUAUUUUGCUUACCAUGGUGUUUGAAGGACUGUUGCUGAAAAAGACUUUUUCAACGUCGGUUAAAAUCACAGUGUUUACUAUGAUCUUUGGUGCUUUUAUUGCUGCCAGUGCUGACCUGGCGUUUGACCUUGAGGGAUACAUAUUCAUAAUGGUGAACAAUGUUCUGACUGCAGCCAGCGGGGCGUAUGUGAAGCAGAAACUUGAUUCCAAGGAACUGGGCAAGUAUGGACUCCUGUACUACAACGCUUUAAUCAUGCUUUUCCCCACUAUGGCAUAUGCGUACUACUCAGGGGACUUGCAGAUGGCGUUGGCGUUUAAUGGAUGGUCUGAUCAGCUGUUUGUUGUGCAGUUUGUGCUCUCCUGUGUCAUGGGCUUCAUUUUAAUGUACUCCAUCAUGCUGUGCACGCAGUACAACUCAGCACUCACCACCUCCAUUGUGGGCUGUAUUAAGAAUAUCCUUGUGACCUACAUUGGGAUGGUGUUUGGUGGAGACUACAUAUUCACCUGGACUAACUUCCUCGGUCUAAACAUCAGCAUUGCUGGGAGCCUGGUGUACUCCUACAUCACCUUCACACAGGAGCAAACAAAAAAGGCGUAAACCACAGAGUCCUGACCCAACAAUCAAGAGCUACUUGCAUCCACCUUUCAUGCUGUCCAUGUAAUAUAUGUGGAAACACAGCUUUUUAACUCAUCCUGUUAAAGUGUUUUUAAUUAUGGAAAGCUGUUUUCUGAGACACUAUGAUCAGCUUUUAUAUCUAGAAUUCAGACAAAGUGCCUUAAGUUUUAUAAUUAUAUUUCAUUGAUUAAAUGCAUAAUCAUAAGCAUUGAAUGAAUGAUCUGGAUUUUUUUUUUUUUUUGGUUCAAUUCCAUUUUAAUACAGUAUUCACAUACCAUAUUGAUCCUGGUCGCUGUAAUCAUUCCCUUUUCUCCGUACUGGCUUUUAACUGAAUCUUUUUGAACACAGACAAAAUACUUAAAAAAAAAAUCAGCUGAAAUGAGGCUUGGCCAUCUUCCACUUAAAAAACACUUGUGUAAUGUGUAGUCACAUUAGGAAGAGGUUGCGUGAAAGUCAGUAUAGAGAUGAGUGAUCAUUAUAGCCUUUUAGUACAUUAACUUGGGUGUAAUCUAUUUAAAGAGAAAAAAAAAAAAAACUUGAUCUUUAAAUCAAUAAUUGUGUUGUUUGUUGUUUUUUUGCAGUAUUUAAGUCACAGUUUAAAAACUUACAGUACAAAAAGUCAGACUAAUUUAUACAUUUAUUAAAUAUAACCAAUGUUAUUCCAUUCA
This is a messenger RNA of Scatophagus argus, 1773 nucleotides long. RefSeq names its product UDP-N-acetylglucosamine/UDP-glucose/GDP-mannose transporter-like. The transcript is spliced from 13 exons. Lineage: Eukaryota; Metazoa; Chordata; Actinopteri; Scatophagidae. The coding region runs from base 29 to 1087 and encodes 352 amino acids. Gene Ontology annotation, cellular component: Golgi apparatus. The record is from RefSeq and is a predicted model, not a curated record. Gene Ontology annotation, molecular function: GDP-fucose transmembrane transporter activity; antiporter activity.